CGUAGCAAAAUAGCUCACUCCUACACGUCUUAGGGUGGGGCUCAUCCGAACCCUGGAAAUUAAGGGUUUGGCUCCUAUGAGCCAUAGGGUGGCCUAAAACCAAAAGUAAGCCCUGUUCUGAACCGUCCCAGCACGAGGCUAGCUUUUCAUUUCUCCAGAAACGGUCCAGUUUGAGAGUCAACUGACGAUUGCAGGUUUUACUACUCCCCCUGUCACAUAGCCUCCGCGGUUAGCCGUACCGAAUGGCGGCUGAUGAUCGCGAGAACGGCGGUCGGAAAGAGAACGAUAAUAAGAAGCGAGGCGUUAAGGUUAGCAAGAAACCUGCCACUGUGAAAAUCAAGAAGCAAGAUCGCGAGAGCCGGCAGAGCAAUCCGAGCGAUGAGGGGUCGCGUCCACGUGGCAGGCAGAGCGAAGAGGGCUCGCUUCCACGUGGCGGCAAUCGAGAGGCUGCUGGCGGAGAGAUUUUGCCGGCGAGAUUUUUGCCGUCGCAGAUUAAGAACAAGCAGAAGCGGUCGGCAGUGACGGCGAAGCUUCGUGCGGAGAAGGAGAAGGGGAAGAAGCAGCGGCUGAAGCGGCGGCGGCAAGACGAGGAGCGCGCAGUGGCGCUGGGGGAAGCGGCCCCACCGCGGAAGGUAGCUCGCACCAUCGACAGCACGAGGGAGGUGGACGAGACUAUAGCGCAGCCUGACGACGACGAGCUACAUGCAGACGAGGCUGAGGACGAGUUUGCACCCCAUUUCAACAGAGAGCGGCCGCCCAAAGUGCUCAUCACCACGUGCCAACGGAUACACCAGACAAUGAAGCAGCUUAUAAAGGAGCUUUUAGUGGUCAUUCCAGGGUCCGAGUACUACGAGAGGCGGCAGUAUCGAAUCAAGGAGAUCGUGCAGUAUGCAUCGGCCAGAGACUACACUGCAAUGAUUGUCAUCAACGAGAAUCGAAGCAAGCCAAAUGCUCUUAUGCUCAUCGGCCUACCAGAGGGCCCCACUGCUCUCUUCAAGCUCUCCAGCCUUGUCCUUCGGAAGAACAUUAAGAAUGCAGGGCGAGCAACGUCGCACCUGCCAGAGCUCAUUCUAAACAACUUCUCCACUCGGUUGGGACACAGAGUUGGACGUCUCCUGGCGUCGCUAUUCCCCCAGGACCCAGAGUUCAAGGGUAGGAGAGUGGUCACUCUGCACAACCAGAGGGACUUCAUCUUCUUCCGCCACCACAGGUAUAUUUUCGAGGACCCGGAGAAGAGGGACGAGUCGCUGGGGCUGAGGAAGAAGAAGGCGCGGGAGGAGAAGGAGAAAGGGGGUUUGGUGAAGCGCAAGAAAGAUGCGGCGGCAGCUGCAGCAGGCAAGAAGGCUACCAGCGUGGGCGCGUCCUUGGGCAUUUUCACGAGGCUGCAGGAGUGCGGCCCUCGCUUCACCCUAAAGCUCAUGAGUGUGCAGCGGGGGACGUUUGAUUCCAAGGGAGGGGAGUACGAGUGGGUGUACAAGAAUGACAUGGAUACCAGCAGGAGAAGAUUCUUCCUGUAAAGGCAUCACUUAGCUUUCACAUGGAAGUCUCCAGCGGCUAGCCAGGCACAGUUCUAUGCUGACACGCAGCCAUUCCUUGGGUUUGGUUGACAAGCUAUGACUGUUCUCUUGAUGCGCAUUUGGUUGUGUGGUACUGGGUUACAUAUUUACACUAAUGCUGUGUUGAGGGUUGAGGGUAUGCAAUGUGAGACAGAUUAAGGUGCUGGGCAAUGUGACACAUGGAGCAUUUCUUCCAAAGCAGAGUUCUUUCGCUCAGCUAGCGUAAAUUAGUAGUUCUGCUGGCCAGGCUAGCAAGUAAUGAAUAUCCAUUCCCUGU
Closterium sp. NIES-67 is the source of this 1833-nucleotide messenger RNA. Lineage: Eukaryota; Viridiplantae; Streptophyta; Zygnematophyceae; Desmidiales; Closteriaceae. The record is from the annotation of a GenBank genome assembly.